AUGAUCUUCCUCCUGCUCCAAAUGGCUUCAAUCAUAAACCUCACCAUCAACUAUUCUGACAGCACCUUUGUCAAUGAAUCAACACAGAUGACUCCAACUCCCAAGUCAUCUGUGACAGAAGAACAGUUCUCACUUUCUGACAAAGAACAGGCAGCCUAUGAAGCAGGAAUGGAUGAUGAGGCCACUACAAGACUGCAAGAAGAAGAAGAUAGGUAUAGAGAUGAGAUAAUGGAAGAGCUAAAAUAUCAGGAGAGACUUAGGCAAUACACUGAAGAGGAAGCAGCACACCCCACACCCUCACCCCCUCACUCUCCUUCUCCCCCACCCCUAAUCUGUGAAGGAAACAAAGGAAUUAUCUUUCUAGACAGAGAAUUGUACCUUAGCACCCCUGUCACAUAUCUCAUGGGGCUCAUAGAGGGGUCACCAAGCACAGAGUUUGUCUUGGGACCCACCUGGCCAGAGAUACAGAGGGCACUAGAGAUUUUGGAGGAAGAAAGGGCUUUUGUACAACAUGCACAGAGCGCUUUACAGAUGCGAGAAGGGACCCUCAUUGCCCGCAUCAAUGCAGGGUCCGAGGGAGGUAUUCGGGAAGCUUUUGGGAGAUACCGAACAGCGCUCGACAAGUACCAAAGAUGCCGACUUGCACCGAACACGGUCGGUCCCUGCCCGACCAAUGACAAGCCACCAAAGGACAUUCGACAGCACUUGGGUCAGUUCGCCCACACUUCACGUACUCACCAUGGCCACACAGGAGUGUUACAAUAA
Molecule: messenger RNA, 765 nt
Organism: Heterobasidion irregulare TC 32-1
Lineage: Eukaryota; Fungi; Basidiomycota; Agaricomycetes; Russulales; Bondarzewiaceae
Exons: 2
Coding region: 1-765 (254 amino acids)
Source: RefSeq, a predicted model, not a curated record